AUGAUCUCUUUCACGCAGUGCAACCCGGUUUCAGCAUCUGUGCUCCGAUAUCCAUAUGAAAACCGCCCGCGAGGCAGAGGAAGCGCCUCGCCCCCUCGCUACGUUGAGCCGCUGGAGAAGACACGUCGAAGAGCCAACCUCGUGCCGCUUGCUGGGGCGAACCGUGGUGCCGGGACCGUCGGGCCAGUCAAGAUGGCCGCUACGCCAACCCCAAGUGGAUACACGGCGAAGGUUACGUUGCGCUGUUUCAAAGGCGCGCCGGGGGGCUUGAGGAGAGAGAGCAACGACGCUAGGGGAGCAACUUAG
Messenger RNA from Coccidioides immitis RS, 306 nucleotides. RefSeq lists its product as uncharacterized. Bases 1 to 306 code for a protein of 101 amino acids. Lineage: Eukaryota; Fungi; Ascomycota; Eurotiomycetes; Onygenales; Onygenaceae. The transcript is spliced from 2 exons. The record is from RefSeq and is a predicted model, not a curated record.